GCGGUGUCCGGUGAUGUCGACUGCGCCGAUUCGCACGUAGUGUCUGCAUCUCCUGAGCUUAAAUGCAUGUUAUCUGGGUGCAGCUGUCCUCAAAGCACGUGUGCGGCGCAGCAACUCUGAAGUACGGCGGCCAUAGCACUUGCUACGACUGUGACAUCGACAUUCGGAACAGGUCGCCUGCUAGCUUGACGUCACCAACGAGGAUUUAAAGGAGGCUACCCUGACACCCACAUCAUUUUUGAGGCAGCGGUUGGGGCAACUAGAGCCGUGGUGAUUGCUUUCUACUUGCUCUGCAGGUUCUCUCUUUUCGCUCGGUGCCCUCGUACAUCACGAAGACUGGUCGCAUCGACGGCAUUGGCCAAGAUCAGCGCUGGGACAAUCUCGGUGAGAACAGGGGACAUCCCCCCUCUUCGGCCGCGCAGAGCUGCGAAACUCGCCGAGCCGAGAGUGCGGCCCCAGGAGCCACCAUGUUGCACGCCAUCAUGCUCGUCCUCCUAAGCAUCGUCUUUCUCGUGGUCGGGAUUUUCGCAAAGACCUUUACCUUUUGGAAAGGGAAAGGCAUCCCAUACUUGUCUUUCUUUGAGUACCUCCGUGUGGUUCGGGACAACUUCACAGGAGAGCUCAAUAAAGUUGCAAUUCGGAAUUACAAGCGCUAUGGCCGGAUAUACGGGUCAUACCAGGGGCUCGUACCAAGCCUUGUUGUCUCUGACCCAGAUGUGCUGAGAGAAAUUUGUGUCAAGGAUUUCAAGUCGUUCGUCAACAAAUCGGACGACAAGGUAUCAGGAAAUACUCUUUGGGACCAAAUGGUUUUGCACCAGCAAAAUGACCAAUGGAAGCAUACACGCAGUUCGCUGUCGCCGAUGUUCACAACGGCCAAAUUAAAAUCGAUGGUACCAAAAAUGACUAAGACUAUGGACAGGUUUAUGAAGUUGCUGCUGGCGAAGCUCAAUAAAGGGAAGCCCACAAAUCUCUGCCAAUUGUUGGAAAAAUCAGCCAUGGACUUGUACACAUCACUCAUCUUUGACCUGGACAUUGACAGUCACGUUGACACUGAUCACCCAAUGCUCAAAUGCUAUAGCGGCUUCCUCAGUGCCCCUGGUGGCUGGAGGCUACUCAUGAUGACCACUCUCCCAAGGCUUUUCAAGGUUUUCAGAGUGGAAUUUCCGAACAAAGGUGACUCGCAGUAUGCGCUGGACUUCACAAAGCACUUGAUCGGACAACGACUGCGAGACAGUGAAAGGCAUGAUGAUGCACUCCAAAUGUACAUGGACACCAAAAUGCAGCAAAAUGGGAAAGGAGGCGUCCAACUUUCAGAAUCUGCACUCAACGACAUCUCCGCCCAGUGCAUGUGUUUGUUUAUCGCUGGGAGCGACUCAAUAGCUCUGACUGUGACGUGCGCGGCGUACUCAUUGGCCCUCCACCCCGAGAUUCAGGAAGCGGUGAUAAAAGAAGUUGAUGCCGCGGACGAGGCCAACUACGAGUCUCUGCGGUCGAUGGUGCUUCUUGAUGCCGUCGUCAGUGAAACGCUGCGGAUGUACUCACCGACGUCGGUGCUUACCAGGAUAUGUUCGCAAAGCACAACAGUUGCUGGCGUCCGCUUUACGCCUGGGAUGCGCGUCGAGAUUCCAGCCCACGCCAUGCACUACGACCCCGAAUUCUUUCCCGAACCGGAAAUCUUCAAACCAGAGAGGUUCCUGCCGGAGCACAAGGAUUCCAUCAACACUUACACGUAUCUUCCUUUCGGAGUGGGCCCAAGGAGCUGCAUAGGCAUGCGCAUGGGCAUGGUGCAAGUGAAGUACAUUCUAUACCGCCUCCUGCAGAACGUCACCUUCGAGCCUUGCGCAGAAACUCAGGUACCGCUUUCUUUUGCCAAAGGCAAGGUCCUCCUGGAGCCCGACCCGCCAAUUCAACUGAAAAUUGUUCCUCGAGUCAAGUGCUAGUUCACAGACCCGUCAAACUCCGCCACAGGACAACGCCGCAGUGUAGGAUGCCUCCAUGACAAUCUAUGGAUUCGUUGUUUUGCAAAGUGUCGAAACACGUGUUUAGUUUCGUUGCAUUUUACGUUCGAAUGUUUCCAAGGAGUGAAUGCUCGUCAUGUACAUUACUGUAGUGGUGCUUAAGCUUCCCUUUAGAUAUAUUUGCCUGCGUAGAUGAAGUAUCUUGGUUUUUCUUAAAUGAAAUUCUUGCCACCAGAUAAUGCUACUGCACUUCCCCGGCAUCUCAUAUUGAGACCAUAUAUAUAGAUUUAAUGGUAUCUGUUGUGAAUAAUGCAUUUCAUUAUAUUUUUGUUGUCAGAUUUUCACAGUCAUUUCUUCAUCCUUUGUGUAAUGUACAUAUCAUGAGAGAAGGAGAGUGAAGUUUGUUUAGCAAAGCAAACGUGCAAUAUUGAAAAGGGAACAAGUACAACAAGUAAAUCUCUCGGUAAAGUAAAAUACUUAGGGUAACCUUGUAUAGCUUCGAUGAUUGGACAACAAAGUGCACUAAGCACACAGAAAAACAUAUUGCUUCGUGAACAACAGCAAGUAUGCUGUGACAUAGGGUAGUAACAAUUGGAAUUACAAUGAACUAUAUAGUACGGUUGUCAGAGAACAAAAACAAAAGUUUCCUUUUUUUUAGCUGUUCCUGUAAAUAGUACUGGGGGGCAGGAGCUCCAACAUGAGGCGCAGUCAGUGAAGUAAGGUCAUGCGGACGUUUAAUGCAUUCAUGUAACUGGUGUGAAAGGUUAACUAAAUGAAACGCUUUCAAGCAAGAACGAAAGACAGAGCCCAGUAUCUUUUAUGUUUUGAGUUCAUCAGAGCACAAGGCUGCAGCAUAUUAUUAUUGAUCAUAAGGUAGCAUUAACACGAAAUAAUAAAGGUGAAAUAACCAAUUGACCAGGCGAAUCAUUCCACAAACAAGCUUCUCAUACACUGCUCAUGGUGUUCAAUUUCGGGCGCUGUUUAACACUUUCCCUUCGCAGUAUGGGUCGGAGAAGCAGAUCACGUUCCCAAAAGGACUGGGAAUGCUCGAAGUCUAUAACACCGUGAACUCCAGUAAUUUAAGUAUACACCAAUGUAAAUACCCAUAAGGGUGUUCUAAGUAGCAAGGUCAAAGUAAUAAAACCCCUGUUGCAUCCAUCAGAACAGGAAAUUAUAUUUCUUUAUAACACCAAUAGGAAGAUUUCUUGCACGUGGCAUCACAAAUUAAAAAUUCAAUACACGGCUAAAUUAACAAAGGCCAUGUGAAGCUCGCGAGUUAUUGUACCUUGGUACAGGUCAGAAGGCAUUGUUUCAUAUUUGCCACCAUCACUUUGAUUUUACCGGUACAAUUGACUUCAACCAGAAAUAUGGUCAAGCUAAAUGGUUCUACGGUUGCGUCGCAAUACGGUCAGUGCAAUGCGUUUGUACCUGUUUCAGACGUGUUAUUGUAUUCCGGCUUGUAAAGAUAGGUGGCUACAUAAUGCUUCGCUUCAGAUAACAAACUGUGCUGCUUUUAAGUUGCAUCGCCCAAUGUGGGAAUAUCUUGUGGAAAGUGAAACAAUGUUUCCCUAUCCAUGAAUAUAUAGGUUAUUUAUUGACCAGUCCAGAAUGUUGUAGUGUUCUGUGCAACACUUUUGUUGACAAAUAAUUUGUAUUUGUGUGUGCUAUUGUGUCGCUUCCGAAGUCGUGAUGUUUCUACUGCACUUGCGUUUUAGUUUUACUCACUGAGCUCAAUGUAUUUCUUUACCAAGUCUUGAGGUCCUCCGGUCAGCACAACGUUGUCAUUACCUGCCCGCUUUCAAAAAGGUUGUCUGUUGUCAUUACCGUUGUGUUUUAGUACAGUUUACGACCCUGUUUAAAUCGUUUGUUGGUACCAACUUCGCUUACCCUACAAAAAAGGCACCAGGUCAUCGCAAAUUAUGUGCCAUCAUAACUAAUAGCAAGUAAGUACAUCGGUUCAUCUCUAGGAACACGAACGGCUAUUUUUCAAUAAAAUGUUGCUAA
This is a messenger RNA of Dermacentor albipictus, 3962 nucleotides long. RefSeq names its product cytochrome P450 3A41-like. NCBI's taxonomy places the organism in Eukaryota, Metazoa, Arthropoda, Arachnida, Ixodida, Ixodidae. Gene Ontology annotation, molecular function: heme binding; oxidoreductase activity, acting on paired donors, with incorporation or reduction of molecular oxygen; steroid hydroxylase activity. The record is from RefSeq and is a predicted model, not a curated record.